AUGGGAGGAAGCGAGGAGCUAGGAGGCAUGGGAGGAGGCGAGGAGCUAGGAGGCAUGGGAGGAGGCGAGGAGCUAGGAGGCAUGGGAGGAGGCGAGGAGCUAGGAGGCAUGGGAGGAGGCGAGGAGAUAGGAAGCAUGGGAGGGGGCGAGGAGGGAAGCGAGGAGCUAGGAGGCAUGGGAGGGGGCGAGGAGCUAGGAGGCAUGGGAGGAAGCGAGGAGCUAGGAGGCAUGGGAGGAAGAGAGGAGCUAGGAGGCAUGGGAGGAAGAGAGGAGCUAGGAGGCAUGGGAGGAGACGAGAAGCUAGGAGGCAUGAGAGGAAGAGAGGAGCUAGGAGGCAUGGGAGGAGGCGAGGAGCUAGGAAUCAUGGGAGGAGGCGAGGAGCUAGGAGGCAUGGGAGGAGGCGAGGAGCUAGGAGGCAUGGGAGGAGGCGAGGAGCUAGGAAGCAUGGGAGGAGGCGAGGAGCUAGGAGGCAUGGGAGGGGGCGAGGAGCUAGGAGGCAUGGGAGGAGGCGAGGAGCUAGGAAGCAUGGGAGGAGCUAGGAGGCAUGGGAGGAGGUGA
Messenger RNA from Knipowitschia caucasica, 558 nucleotides. NCBI's taxonomy places the organism in Eukaryota, Metazoa, Chordata, Actinopteri, Gobiiformes, Gobiidae. The record is from the annotation of a GenBank genome assembly.